GAAGAUUACUGCAACAAGGGUUGAUACCCCUGCGUCAUCAGCGCGUGUGAACGAAAUCCUGAACCGAUAAACAAGACGAUAUUAAAGCCUCAGAUGUGUGAGGGGCCAUCAUCAAUAUCUGGGCCAAUCCCCCCAGAUCCUUCUCUGUUUCCUCAGUACUACAAACGACCUGCUUCAGCUCGUGGACGGUUAGAGGGAAACCAUGAUGGAACUUUGGCCCUGCUCAGAGGGCCACUUGCUCCAGAUCCCGUGUUGCACCCUGGCUGCUACAGUGCUCAUACCUCUGCACAUCCGCCCCGUAUUGGCCCUAAUGCCACCCAUAUUCUGGAAAGAGGACAAAGAGGGGUAGUGGGGGAACUACUCAAACUAGAUGGUAUUUCGAUCCCCCCUGUUCCCAAACAGAAACAGCGAGUACAUGACUUUAGUAAAGAGAAUGUGCGUCUUCUCCGGGAAAUCCAGAGACGCUGCAAGGAGCAGGAGGCUGAGAGAGCACAGUCUUGUCUUGUUCCAGUCAAAGCUCUUUGGACCUCCUCCAAAUACAAGAAUGUCCCAUCCAGGGUGAUGGCUCAGCUACAGGUUUCUAGUCCAACUGCUAAACCACAGUGUCAAAAAUUUCUGAAGGCCCACUCUAAUGGUGGAAAUACCACCCCACCAAGACCACGGUCCAAACCUUCUUAUGUAGCUUUGCAACGCUUUGCCUCCUGCAACUCUACACAUGACGAGGAUUUGCAAUUACAGGUGCAAGGUCAGACCAUAGACUUCAUAAAACAUAAUGCCUUGGCUGCCGGAAAAACUGGGCUGCGUCGGUCCCAGUCACUGACCAACCUAAGAGAUAAGCCUGUGCCCAGUGCUGUCAAGGGACAGGUACCUCAGUAUCUUGAGGAAAGGAAGGAGCAGUGGCGUAAAGAGGAGGAGGAGAGGAGGAGGAAUGCACCUGAUCCUACAGUCCCAGCUGGUCACACCCUGAUGCCUGAGAGUGAGAGACAGGAGACACUGAAGUCCCUAAAAGAGACCCAUCGCUCACUGGUGACUGAACUGCUGUCUCUCCCUCUCAAAGCUGACAAUCUGAGUGUUCGCUCAAGAAGGGCUCACCUUGAUUGUAGGCUUUCUGAAAUCGAGGAGGCUAUUAAGAUAUUCACCAGGGACAAAGUUUAUAUAAAAAUAGAUUCCUAACACAUGAGGAGUAGGAGGAGGAGAUGUUCCUGUAAAUCCACUGCUUUAUCAAGAUUAAUUCUCAUUUUGUAGAUAUAUUAUGUAACAUAACACUGAAACUUGUACAAUAGAUGAUUAUUUUAACGUUUUAAAAGUAGUUUCAUUUUGUAAAUUUAAAAAACUGAAUUUUAAAUGGAAUGAUUAUUACUUAAGGUCAACCACAGGUUACUGAAUAUCAGUUAUAUGCUACUGAAUAACAUGCAAUUUUCUCUUGGAAGAAAAAAACAAGUUAGAGUUACAAAAUUUAAAGGUAAAAUCUAUUUGCUCCUUAAGAAUCGUUUGCAGAGAUGUGUUUUGUUUUGUUUUUGUGUAAAACUGGCUGAAUUUUUUUUUUGUGAA
Xiphias gladius (swordfish) is the source of this 1551-nucleotide messenger RNA. It is a transcript of the gene enkd1, whose product is annotated as enkurin domain containing 1. NCBI's taxonomy places the organism in Eukaryota, Metazoa, Chordata, Actinopteri, Istiophoriformes, Xiphiidae. The transcript has 8 exons. The coding region runs from base 94 to 1173 and encodes 359 amino acids. Gene Ontology annotation, cellular component: cytoplasmic microtubule. The record is from RefSeq and is a predicted model, not a curated record.